Messenger RNA from Staurois parvus, 309 nucleotides. Lineage: Eukaryota; Metazoa; Chordata; Amphibia; Anura; Ranidae. The record is from the annotation of a GenBank genome assembly.
CACUGAUAGGUGACACAAUGGCAGCUCAGAUGGGCACUGAUAUGUGGCAUAGAUGUGCACUGGUAGGCACUGACAUGUGGCAUUGAUGUGGUACUGAUGGGCACAGGCAGGUGGCACUGAUGAGCACUGACAGCUGGCACUGAUGGACACUGACAGGUGGCACUGCUGGGGCUACACUGAUCAUCGGGGCACACUGAUCAUCACUGUCAGCGUGACAGCUCAUGAGGAGAGAAAUGCCGAUAACCGGCAUUUCCCUGUUUACAUGUGAUCAGAUGUGAUUGGACACAGCUGAUCACAUGACCGUGAUGA